Tupaia belangeri chinensis (Chinese tree shrew) is the source of this 1236-nucleotide messenger RNA. RefSeq names its product 5-hydroxymethylcytosine binding, ES cell specific (gene HMCES). The record is from RefSeq and is a predicted model, not a curated record. Gene Ontology annotation, biological process: protein-DNA covalent cross-linking repair. Lineage: Eukaryota; Metazoa; Chordata; Mammalia; Scandentia; Tupaiidae. Gene Ontology annotation, molecular function: single-stranded DNA binding.
CAGCGGCUGCCCGACUGGAGGGCCCCCGGCCGGUACCGCCCCUCCUACAACCAGGGCCCGCGCUCCGUCGGCCCCGUGCUGCUGUCUCGGCUGCACCUGGACAAGAACGCAGACUCAUCCGAACGGAUCCUUACUCCCAUGCGAUGGGGUUUGGUCCCGUCUUGGUUCAAAGAGAGCGACCCCUGCAAGCUGCAGUUCAACACUGCCAACUGCCGUAGCGACACCAUGAUGGAGAAGCGGUCAUUCAAGGUGCCUCUGGGAAAGGGCAGACGCUGUGUUGUUUUGGCAGAUGGAUUCUACGAGUGGCAGCGGCAGCAGGGAGCGACCCAGCGACAGCCAUACUUCAUCUACUUCCCGCAGAUUAAGACAGAGCAGGGGUCACCGCCCGCACUCACGUCAGGGGGCAGCAGUGCUGCAGACAGUCCAGGGCACCCGGAGAAGGCCUGGGACAGCUGGAGGCUGUUGACAAUGGCUGGGAUCUUUGACUGCUGGGCGCCCCCAGAAGGCGGAGACCCCCUGUACUCCUACACCAUCAUCACUGUGGACUCCUGCAAAGGCUUGGAAGACAUCCACCACAGGAUGCCUGCCAUACUCGAUGGGGAUGAGGCCGUUUCUAAGUGGCUUGACUUUGGAGAGGUUCCGAUUCAGGAAGCACUGACACUCAUCCGCCCCACCGAGAACAUCACCUUCCACCCCGUCUCCCCCGUGGUGAACAGCGUCCGGAACAACACACCUGAGUGUCUGGCUCCUGUCAACUUGGUGGUCAGCAAGGAGUUCAAGGCAAGUGGCAGCAGCCAGACGAUGUUACAGUGGCUAGCCACGAAGUCGCCCAAAAAGGAAGACCCAAAAACACUCCAGAAGGAUGAGUUGGCUGUGCCCCACAGGUCCAGCGAGCUCCUGCAGAAGAGCCCGCUCCCCAAGAGGGGCAGUGCAGGGCUCCUGGAGCGGUGGCUGAAGCGGGGGCAGGAGGAGCCCACAGCCAAGCGACUGCACACCGAAUAACACCCGGGGCAGCGCCUGAGGUGAUGUUGCAGAUAACAGGCUCUUGAUGUGUGUGUGCACUUGCUUUGGAAUACACACUUCCAUUGCUGGCCCUGCGCCUAGCCCCCCUAGCCCCCGCCCCGUCCUGGCACAGCGGCUGGGGCUUGCCCUAGAAGCCCGACCUGCUGGGUCUGUACACCUUUUACAGCCUAGUUCUUAAAGUGUAUUUUUUCCUGAAUAAAUUAUGUUUGGUAA